Dichotomopilus funicola is the source of this 1302-nucleotide messenger RNA. RefSeq lists its product as uncharacterized. NCBI's taxonomy places the organism in Eukaryota, Fungi, Ascomycota, Sordariomycetes, Sordariales, Chaetomiaceae. The transcript has 2 exons. Bases 1 to 1302 code for a protein of 433 amino acids. Gene Ontology annotation, molecular function: N-acetyltransferase activity. Gene Ontology annotation, cellular component: NatA complex. Gene Ontology annotation, biological process: mitotic sister chromatid cohesion. The record is from RefSeq and is a predicted model, not a curated record.
AUGUCGCGUGCCCAACAGUCUUCGAUCCGCUCAUUCUUCACGCCUCGGCGUCUGCCCGAAUAUGCUGCCCCACCAUCGGCUUCGACUGCCCCGCCAACGAACACCAAUGUCGAUGCACAGCUAACAUCGUCGUCACCACCAGCACCGCCAGCGCCUCCCCCUCCUCCCUCCGCGCAAGCGUCCUCUGCUCCCAACCCAACAGGUCCCAGUUCCGCCCCAAUCUCUAUCACACUUCCUCCCAAUGGCGUCCCAGUUCUGCCAGUUCCGCCCUCCCUACCCUCAGGCGCAACCGUCGUGCCGCUCGCAGAACACCACAUACCCGCUCUCCGACGCAUCAACUCCCUCCUUUUACCCGUUGCCUACCCUGAUUCGUUCUACGCCAAGGCCCUAGAUCCCGCCGUGUCCGGGCUCUUCUCACGCGCCAUCCUCUGGCAGGACUCGGCCGCCGACACACCCAAGGUCAUCGGAGGUCUGAUCUGUCGUAUCGAGCCGAACCCGUAUCUCGACAGUCAGGGCCAGGCCCUGGCUCACCCAGCCGCGCUACUUCAUCCACAAAAGUCUCCCGUCGUCCCGGCUGAUACACCGUAUCACGCUAUCUAUAUCCAAUCCCUUACCCUGCUCUCUCCCUAUCGCUCGCUGGGCCUUGCAGCCGCUGCGCUUGAACACAUCAUCGCGACUGCGGUUCUCUUACCCGCGGCAGGGAGCAACGUUGACGCACGGACUGUCUACGCUCACGUCUGGACCGAGAAUGAGGAAGGGCUUCGGUGGUAUGAAUCUAGGGGGUUUACGCGCGAAGGCGCCGAGCCGGUAAAGGGGUACUACUUCAAGUUACGACCCGAUACGGCGUGGGUCGUGCGCAGACAUAUCGGGCCAGCUGCAAAUAUCAAUGGCACUCAUGCUCCAGAGAGUGUAUCAAACACAACAGCCGCAACACCCCCUACUGGCCCGGUGUCACAACCACUCCUUGCAGCAGCGGCAGCUGCUGCACCAUCAUCAACCGGCAAACUUGCGCCCCCACCCCGCCGCUCUCCGACAACCCUCUCUCCUUCACCCGCCGGAAGCGCCUCCUCUCUCUCCUUCCAAAACGCCCGCCCUCAAACAGAAUGGAACGAUCUCCCCGCCGACAUGGUCAGCACAGCGACCGCGCCCAGGAAUAGCAAUACCAGUCUGAUUGGGACGGCUGGACUCGGUGGGAACGGACCGCCCGCUGCGUCGGGAUCCAAUGCUAGCUCACGUAGUAGCUCUACGACGGGACGCAAGAAGAGGGAGAGGACGUAUCCUUCGGCUGCUUUUGGGCCGUAA